AUGUCAGAUUUUAUACAACCUUAUAAUAAUGACCCUUUUGUAGGCAACUUAUCAACUCCUAUUAGUACAUCAAGUAUUACAAAAGGUCUAUUAAGUAACCUCCCUGCUUAUAGAAGAGGUUUAUCACCUUUAUUGAGGGGUUUAGAGAUUGGAAUGGCACAUGGCUAUUUUUUAGUUGGUCCAUUUGAUAAAUUAGGACCAUUAAGAAACACAGAUGUUGCAUUAUUGUCUGGUUUCUUAUCGGCAGUAGGUUUAAUUAUUAUAUUGACAACAUGCCUUUCAAUGUAUGGUAAUGUUUCUUUUGAAGUAGAUGAUUCAAAAGAUGUAUUGCAAACAAAGGAAGGUUGGGGACAAUUUACAGCAGGCUUUCUAGUAGGAGCUGUUGGUGGCGCAGGUUUUGCUUAUUUAAUUCUAGCAAAUAUACCUGUAGUACAAUCGGUAGGUUUAAAUUUAUUUUAA
Chondrus crispus (carragheen) is the source of this 459-nucleotide messenger RNA. NCBI's taxonomy places the organism in Eukaryota, Rhodophyta, Florideophyceae, Gigartinales, Gigartinaceae. The record is from the annotation of a RefSeq genome assembly.